This is a messenger RNA of Lichtheimia ornata, 3711 nucleotides long. RefSeq lists its product as uncharacterized. Gene Ontology annotation, molecular function: guanyl-nucleotide exchange factor activity. Gene Ontology annotation, biological process: intracellular signal transduction. The coding region runs from base 1 to 3711 and encodes 1236 amino acids. The record is from RefSeq and is a predicted model, not a curated record. Lineage: Eukaryota; Fungi; Mucoromycota; Mucoromycetes; Mucorales; Lichtheimiaceae. The transcript has 11 exons.
AUGCAUUCUGCUACCUCCAUCUCCAUUUCACCCAAUGCUACCCACAGCAACAAGAAUGACGCCGUCCACCACCCUCGUGCAACCAGUGAAAAGCUUCCAACUGUGACACUCACACCCUCUGCCACUAUUCGCAAUCGCUAUUAUCAGAAAUGCCGCGAAGAACAAUCCAAAGAAGAAGACGAGCACAACGAUGAUAAAGAAGAAGACGAGCAACAACAGGACACCGUUUUGAAUGAGGAACAAGUGGGAUGGGCUAUGCACUCUUAUUAUGCACCAUUGAAAUCGCCUGUGGAAUCACCAAAAAGUAUCCGCAGCUUUAUGAGUAGCGACGCUGGAUCCAUCAUGUCACUUCGCACCGAGAUAUUGGGAACCGAUGAUACUGUGUCCUUGUCAAGUUUACGUACCACCGACAGUGCCUUUUACAAAGCAGCAGCAGCAGCAGCAGCAGCAGCAGCAAAUGGCAAACCAUCCCGAUCCAACACUCUCUUCAGAUCUAAAACGGGUGCUGAGCCAAAAAUAGUACUCGAUGGCAGCACCGAGCAGCUGAAGCGUAGCAAAAGCAGAGGUGCUGCAAGUCUUUUAUCGCGUCUCUCAAAAACAACUGCACCUAUGCGUGCCAAAUUAUCAGCCAUGUCGCGUAGCGGAAGCAGUUUCAAUCUACGAUCACAUGAAUACACACCAACACCUCUUCGACGAUCAGCAGAAAGCAUGCUCAAUAUGCCCAUCACGCCAAGGAAGACGUUAUUACGAUCCAAGGGCGAGAGAUCUCAAUCUUUUUCACACACUGAACAGCCCGACGAGAAGAGUGCUGGUGGUAGUACUGCCGACCAACAAAAAGUGCUACGUCCCCACGAGUCAUUUUCUCGAGGCAGAUAUCCAGCUCUAUUAUCCAACACGGGUCAAAUGCUUCAAGAACGUGUCACCCUUAGUACCAAGAUCAAAGAUAGCAUUGAAUACAAGGAUGCAUUUGAUGGAAAACAGGCUGUGGACAAACUUUGCCAUUACAUUGGUACAAAGGAUCGUAACCUUGCAUUGUUAUUGGGUCGUGCCUUGGAUGCCCAAAAGCUUUUCCAUGACGUCAACUAUGAACAUCGACUACGUGAUUCAGUCAACGAGCUAUAUCAAUUCAAGCAGCAUAUCAACAUGGGACAAAAACGAUUCACUGGUGGCAGUGGUGCUGAUCAAGAGGAUGAAGAUGAAGAGGAUGAAAAGUCUGAAUUCAACUUUAUGGACAACAUGACAACGGCUGAAAAGGCAAAUGAUGCUUCGGAUCGGCUACCCAAUGGUGUCUUUACAUUAUUGACGGAUUGUUAUUCGCCUACUUGUUCACGUGACAAUCUUUGCUACAGCUUAUUCUGCCCUCGGCGCAUUGAACAGGCAAAGCAAAAGACGUUACAUCGAACAAGUAGCAAGUCUUCGCUCAUGGAAAAGGAUGAUGAUCGUUUAUGGGCAAGCACUGUACCCAAGCAGAUUUUGAGCAAGUUGUCGAGUGCUGAAAAGAAGCGGCAGGAAAACAUAUUCGAGUUGAUAUAUACGGAGCGUGAUUUUGUGAAUGAUCUUGCCUACGUUAUCAAGUACUGGAUUGAACCGUUGCUUGAAAGCCAAGUGAUUCCUGAAGAGAACCGAGAGCAGUUUAUCCAAGAUCUAUUCUGGAAUAUGCGAGAAGUACAUGAUGUGAAUGCGGAGCUUGCCAAGGCUCUUGAAUCCCGACAAAAGGCAUCGUCUCCUAUUGUUGAUCAGAUUGGCGACAUUAUGCUGCAGCAUGUUGCCUCAUUUGGCCCCUUUGUACAAUACGGUGCGCAUCAAAUGGUGAGCCGCUAUGUUUUGGAGACCGAGAAAUCAACCAAUCCAGCCUUUAUGGAAUUUGUCGAGACUACAGAAAGAUUACCACAAUCACGCAAGCUGGAAUUGAAUGCUUACUUGACAAAGCCAACCACGCGUUUGGGCCGAUACAAUUUGCUACUUCGAGAGAUCCUCAAGCAUACCCCUGCCGACCAUCCAGAUCAGGAGUUGAUUCCCAAAGCCAUGAAUGUCAUUUCCGAGUUUCUAAGCGAUGUCAAUCAUGAGACGGGCAAAAUGGAAAGCAAAUUCUCCUUGCAACUCCUAGCAGAAAAACUCUCCUACAAAGCACCCAUCAUGGUGGAUGAGCGAUUCAUGAACUUGGGCCUGGAUGUUGAGACACGCAAGGUGAUCAUGAAAGGGCCACUGAAACGGAAAGGGUCUGGACCUACUGAAUCAGCUGAUGUGCAAGUGUAUCUGCUUGACCACUGCCUGUUGUUUGUCAAACCCAAAUGCGUCAACAAUCUCGAGAGGUACAAGAUUUACAAAAAGCCCAUUCCACUUGCUCUAUUAUCCAUCACAUUACCAGAUCAAUCACGACGUGGAAGCACCAUUUUACCUUAUGGACGCCCCAGCCUUUCCAACAACUCCAUUUCUUCUCUCAACAACAUUGAUGCCAUUACGGCUGCAGCUGCUGCUUCAUCCACCAAUCUCGGCAAUGCUAGCAGCAAAGGAUACCCCAUUACAUUCAACUAUCUUGGUCGCAGUGGUGCCAAUCCAAUCACCUUGUAUGCUCCUACGCUUUUGGGUCGAAGGCAAUGGGUCGACAAGAUUCAAGGACAACGACAAGCCCUUAUGGAAAAGCAAAAGGUGUUUGACAUUCGUACGAUUGACGCGCGUUUCUUUAAUGCAUUCAAUCGUGUUACGUGUGCUGCAUCGUAUGGUGAUACAGUGGUGCUUGGCAGUGAUCAGGGCGUGUAUAUUAAGGAGCCAACCCCUGUUGCAUCGAGUGCGGCAACCAUUGCUGCUGGUGGUAGCUAUAGCAACACCAAUGAAAAUCUCCGUCGGUUGCUACCCAUGGAUAAGGUGUCGCAAAUUGAUGUGCUUGAGCCAUCAGGCUUGAUCCUUGUGCUAGCUGAAAAGGUGCUCUACACAUACUCUCUCGAAAGUUUGCUUGCUGAAGACUCUGCCAAACGUGGCCGCAAGUUGAGUAGCCAUGUGUCCUUUUUCAAGGUGGGCACCAUUUUCCAAGAUACCCCUUCUGAAAAGACAUUGGUGUGCUAUGUGCGCCACAAUACCAUCCAAUCCACCAUCCGUGCCCUUGAACCACACAUGAGCACCGACAAGAAAAAGUCCCGUAGCAAAUUGGGUCGUCUCAUGCGUGGCGCUAAUGGUGCGGGUACCAGCGAAGGUCUCAAGAUUUACAAGGAUUUAUACCUACCUGGAGAAGCAUCAUCGAUUCAAUACUUUAAAAACAUCAUCUGUGUCGGCAGCCCCAAAGGAUUCCAAAUGGUCGAUUUGUCAUCAGCUGAAGUACAGAGUGUAUUGGAUCCUGGAGAUGAAAGCCAUCAUGCCAUGCUACACAAGGAAAAUCUCAAACCGAUUUCCAUGUUUCGACAUCAAAAUAGCUCCAUCCUUCUUUGUUAUAAUGAAAUGGCAUUCUACAUUGACAAGAAAGGACGAAGGAUGCGACCCGAUUGGAUGAUUCGAUGGGAGGGUCAACCAACUGCAUUUGCAGUGAGCUUCCCAUACAUUGUUGCCUUUGACCCCACGUUCAUCGAAGUGCGACAUAUGGACUCGGGCGACCUUGUCCAAGUGAUUCCCGGCAAGAACGUACGGUGUCUGAAACCAGAUGCUAUGGAUACCAUUUAUUGUGCCAUGGACGAUCCUGUACUUGGAUCUGAAUUGGUGUUUGAGUUGUCACGGUUGUAA